Mya arenaria is the source of this 4270-nucleotide messenger RNA. RefSeq names its product trichohyalin-like. The record is from RefSeq and is a predicted model, not a curated record. Lineage: Eukaryota; Metazoa; Mollusca; Bivalvia; Myida; Myidae. The coding region runs from base 490 to 2457 and encodes 655 amino acids. The transcript is spliced from 37 exons.
GCAUGACAUUACCUUUAUAUUCAAACAGAUAGGCUAGUUGUCUAAUACUGGAGAUUUAUCUUAUAAAAUUAAAAUAUUUUGUUUUUCUAUUUAGCUUAAUCUAAUAUCAACGGGGUGUAUUUCUGAACGAUUUCUGUUUGAUUUCAUAAACUUAAAAUGAUUAAACAUUUUCACGCUGGCCGUGUUAUCUUGAGCUGUUUUAUAUAACCAUAAUUAAAUAAGCCUUUGACAUCGGCCAAACCGCGAUGAAAUGGAAUUAACAAGAGACGUGUAGACUAGUGCUAUAGCACAUGUGCAGGGAACCUACUUGAAUUGUUCGGAAUUAUAAUUUAUAUAACUCGGAUAAACGAGUCGGAAGAGUGAUACCUGCUGCUCUAUGAUUGUCAACAGCAAUAGAUCAGGUAGAAACAUCAGCAAAAAGCUUAAAGAUUAGGACGGACUAAGUAUAUAUCUUUCACAGAGAUAAUUAUUUCAAGUAGGGAGCGAAGAAUGUUCAGAGGCGACACAAUGCAAGACAGGGAAACACAGACAAUGGACGAAACAGAAGAGGAAGACCAAGCGUCUGUCAAAGAAUUUAUUCGUCAUACAGUGAAACGACAAACAAAAAUUAUUGAGGCUAGGAAAAGGGACAAAACACAGCUUUUGGAGAGGAUACAAAGUCAGGAAGAAGAAUUACGAACAGCUAGAGAAAAAGAAACGAAGCUGAAAGAGAAAAUAGAGAAACUGGAGAAGGAAUGCAACCAACUUAAGAUAAGUUUAGAUGAUGCUCUAGCAGAUAAGGAAAAGGAAUUAAAAGGAAGAAGACAAGAGUUGAAAGAAUUGCAGGAAAACAUUGAAGACAAUGAAAGAGCUUUAAGGGAAUCCAAAGACGAAUUAGGAUUAAAAGAAAGGGCUUUAGAGGAAUCCGAAGAAGAGUUACGAUCCGAAGAAAGAGUUAAAAGGUUGAAUGAUGAGAACCAGAGUUUAACUAUGGAACUUUCCGAAAAGGAAGAGGAAAUACAAAGAAACAAAGAAAAACUCGAGGCUAGUUCAAUGGAGACGAUACAGCAUAUGGAGCGGAUUAGAGGUCAGGAAGAAGAACUAGUAAGAGCUAGAGAAAGUGAAACGAAGCUGAAAGAGGAAAUAAAGAAACUGGAGAAGGAAUGUACUGAACUGAAGGAAAAAGGCAAAAAGUUUUAUGACACUCUAGCCGCAAAGUCAAACAAAUUGAGAGAAACACGAGAGCAGUUAGAAGUUUUGCAAGACCAAAUAGAAAACAAGGAAAAAGCUUUAAACGAAUCUAAAGAAGAAUUAAGCUGCAAGGAAAAUGCCCUAAAGGAAUCCGAAGAAAUGUUAAGAUUAAAAGAAAUGGAUUUAAAGGAAUCACAAGAACACCUAAGUGGCCUGAAAGAAGACCUGGAUAUAGAACUACAUCUACACGUGCAAAAACUUCAUAAGUCGGACAAAAAAGCUAAAACGUUGGAUGAUGAGAACAAAAGGUUAAAUAGCAGACUUUCGGAGAAGGAAAAGGAAAUACAUAGGUUGACUGAGAGACUUUCGGAAAAGGAAGAGGAAAUAAAAAGACUGAAGGAAGAAAUUGCUAAGUUCAAAGGAAGUUUAGAAGAUGUUAAAGAUGACGUCACGGGGAGCGCAUCAGAGUGUUCCGAAAACAGAGAUGACGUUGCACAAAGCAGACCAGAAAUUCCUGAAUUCCGGCACAGCAAGCAGAAGGACCAAAAAAUGGACCAUUGGAAAAGGCAAUACUUUGACCGUAGGAAUUACAGACGUAGACAAGACAUUUCGAAAUAUAGUAGCGAAAGUGAACGGAUUUUGAACGAGACAAUAGGGCAACUGGAGGAGGAAUGUUCAAUGCUGAGGAUACACUGUACAUCGCCCGAAGUGCUAAAGGUUAAAGAAAACGAAUUGAAAGAAAAACGUGAACUAUUAACAACUUUGCAAAAAUCAAUUGAGUCGCGGGAUGAAAAGGCACCGAUAGAAGAACGAUGGCGAAGGCACACUAAGCAGAAGGACCAACAAAUCGACCAAUGGAAAGGGCAAAACUUUGACACUGGUAAAUACAGACGUAGACAAGACAUUUCACAAGAUAGUAGCGAAAGUGAACGGAUUUUGAACGAGACAAUAAUACAACUGGAGGAGGAAUGUUUAAUGCUGAGAACACAUUGUACAUCGCCCGAAGUACUAAAAGCUAAAGAAAACGAAUUGAAAGAAAAACGUGAGCUAUUAGCAACUUUGCGAAAAUCAAUUGAGUCGCGGGGUGAAAAGGCACCGAUAGAAGAACGAUGGCGAAGGUCGCGGUAUGUACAGGAUGUGAUUGAAGAACGGCGGCGAACGUAUGGACAAUCAGUGGUGGAAGAAGAGCUGCAAAGAAUAACUAGUGCAGCUUCAAAUAUGAGAGAACAAGCCGAAAGGAGGGUGGUGGCGACGUUCGAAACUGCCCAACAAUGUCGCUUAUCAUAAUGCAAGUCAUUGUUAAGCCAGCAGGACCAUAAAUAAGUUUCAAUCGUCCGUAUUGUACUUCCUUUUUCAACUUCAUAAACAUCUCAACAGGACGAUAGUAAGCUAUCGUGAGAAAAUCAAAAAAUAACAUAAUUCUUUGUUCGCGUUGAAUGUGUGCGCUAUCGAUGAAUAGUUCAAUUCGAUUGGUAUGGAUCAUAACAAUGUGGACACAGGAUAACAGUGUGCUAGCAGCUGCUCUCACAGCGAUAAUUUAUCGAAUAUUACAUACCAAGGUACAAAUACGAGGACAUCAUUUAUCCAAACCUAAUAAGGAUAAAAACUCAUUGAUUAUAUUUAGUGAUAAUGAUUGUAAAUGUUUCGUGCAAAAGCCAUCUACAACCUGUUUCAAUGUUUCUUAUUAUAUAGAACUUGUCUUUUUUUUCUUUUAUAAAAUGUGUUUUGUGGUACAAGAUUACGUUUUUACAACUGCAUUUAACAGUUUCAAGACUUAAACGUUUCCAAUUUAUACCUUAUCGUUAUGUUUUAAUUAGUGUGGUUAGGAACCCCUAUCAUUUUGCAUAAUUUAGAUUUAUCUCCCUUUAAAAGAGUCCUGCAUAAAAUGUGUGAUGUUAAUAUGACAUCAGAUGAUGUUUUUAAAUAGGCUUUAUUAAGUAUAUUUCUAAAAUUUAGUAUCUAUGUAAUUGUGUAUAUAAUUAUUAUCAAUCAGUGUUUCACUUUGAUGACAUUAAAGGUUGUUUUAAUGUUAAAAUGUCAAAUUAUUAUUAACUUCAUUCUCGAUAUAUCGUGUACCUUUUAUCCUGAUUUUUUUUGUGAAUGCGUCUUUUUAAUAUUUAUAGUCAAACAUGUCAACCAUUCUUGUGUACUUACUUAUGAAAUUUGAAUAAUGAUGUUUUAAGUUUUUAUAUGUUAUGUCCAUAGAUGUGAUAAGAAUUGUGUACAGUGUUUUUGAUCGUUUAGUGUAUGUAUAACAAAAACUGCUAUACACAUAUGGUAUUAGAAAUUAAAACGCCUCAUUAAAAUGACAUUUAUCAUAAGAACAUGGAUGUAUUCAAAAUGAUUUUACCAGGAGGGCAUAAAAUACAAGUGUUAUUGAUACUACCUAUUUAUCAGUGUCGUAUUCGACUCACAGGUAUUUUUGCAGGUUUUGAGUUGACUCGAUUUGCGCCUCGUGAAAUUCUUAUGUGCGACAAUCCACUCGAGUCGAAUCCAACCUCCUCAUUAUUUUUGUAAAUAUAAUGGUCUACAGAUUUUUCUUUGUUAAAUUAGUAAAGUCUAUGUUUAGUCAAAGCCUAUAAUUGGAUUUAUAACUGUAUGGAAUGAUGGGCGAAAUUUAGUUAUGUCCCAUGCAAAGUGGACAAAGAAUGUCAACAUUUUGACGAUACAAAAUAUUUGCGUUAGUGUAAUACGAUUAUGUAGUAUAUCCAAAGGUAUUUGACAGAUACUGCUGGAAGUUUCAAGCAGUAUGAUAAGAGUCGUAACAUUGCGUUACUAUGGUUAUGUUAAAGAUUGUUCGUCCAAAUAUCUGAUUAUUUCCAAAAGUAGGAAUAAGCUUAUGUUUUGUAUUAGUUUAUAUAUGUGACUCCUAUGUGUGUAUGAAUUGUAUGAAUGGUAAAAGUGUCUAAAAGUAAAUACAAACAGAUAUGACUAUUUAUUUUUAAUUAACAAACGAGUUAUUUGUUGUAAGGCAUACAUUUGAAGUAUAAGUAUUAGGUGUAUUUAGUAGAAAAAAUCCUGCUUUAGGUAACAUACCGAAAAAACAAAUUUGAUCAAAGUGUUAACUUUACUUUUGCUAUUUAAUGACAUUGUGAGGAAG